Messenger RNA from Colletotrichum karsti, 2544 nucleotides. RefSeq lists its product as uncharacterized. The record is from RefSeq and is a predicted model, not a curated record. Gene Ontology annotation, biological process: carbohydrate metabolic process. NCBI's taxonomy places the organism in Eukaryota, Fungi, Ascomycota, Sordariomycetes, Glomerellales, Glomerellaceae. The coding region runs from base 1 to 2544 and encodes 847 amino acids. The transcript is spliced from 3 exons.
AUGACAGGCCGGUUUCUGCUGUUAUUGGCUGCGGGUGCAGCUCAAGCCGCAGCCGCAACUAAUUCAUCCAAUACUCGCUUCUUCUCACCCGUUGGAAUCGCUCUCGGCGUCGAAGCCAAGCUGCAAACUCAGUCGUUCGCCCCUUUCUCACUCUCCCCGGAAAACCCGAUAGCGACCCUCGACUACGGGGCCGAGAGAGCGGGAUAUCCGGUCUUCGAAAUUUCCUCGGUGAACGGACCCACCCAGAUCGAGGUGAAGUACACCGAGCACUUUGACGGUCUGAAUCACCCCUUCGGAGAUGGUCCGUACAGCUUUUCGAACCAGCUUGGGAACAGUUUCCGUGUCGAGACUUUCAACAUCAAAGGGACGGGCAGACUUGAGUCCCCUCUCAUCCAAGGCGGUCAGAAGUGGCAGUCUGUCAGGCUCCUGACUAACGGAACCGUGUCGUUCUCGAACGUGGGCUUUGAGCCGACCAUUGCUGCCGUCGAGCCCGAGAACUUGCCGGGACAGUUUCACAGCGAUGAUGGGAAGCUGAAUGAGAUCUGGAAGUUGGGCGCGAGGGCCACAGUGGCGGCCUGCGUUGACAAGGGCACGCAACAAGCUAUCUGGGAAGUGGAUGAGGAGAACGGUGUCCUUGCACGUAGUGUACGGCCGUCUAUUACCUGGAAGGCAACCACUUGGACGAACUACACGAUCGAGUUCGACACCAAGAUCAAGAAGGGAGGCAGCUGGUGGGUUACGGGAGGAGCAAUCGCGGGCAACGGCUACAGCCUUCUCCUCACCGGCGAGCUCCCUGAGAGCAAUCGAUUCGUGAAUGUCAACAAGACGCUCACGCCUCCCAACACUAUCUCUCUCGCCUACGGGCCGGACUUUGUGAACCAGACCACGCUGACUUCCUACCUGUUGGACGUUUUCGAGAUCCCCUUCACGGUGAAGGAGGACACCUGGUACCAUAUCUCAACUUCGAUGUCUCCUAACGGCCAUCUGGCAGUCUUGAUCGAUGACACGCAAGUGCUGAAUGUUUCACGCUCUGCCUACCCCUGGGCUCUCGCAUCCUCAGCCAAUUCCUACUCUGGAACCCCGGACUUCACCGGUUCUUUCGGCUUCGGUGCAUACCAGGACCACGCCGCCUACUUCAAGAACGCACAUGCAUACGACACCGUCAACGGCUCCACGCUCUACUCGAACAAUCUCACCAGCCAAGAUGUCCUGGUCGAAUACGGCACCCGGGCCAACUACGAAAGCGUGUGCAUGGACGGACCAAAACGCGACAGACUCGUCUGGCUGGGAGACUUCUACCACACCGCCCGUAUCUCCGCCGUCAGCACGUCGCGGACAGAUCAGUCCCGGGGAACCCUCCAAGUCCUUCUCGACACGCAGCUUCCGAACGGCCAGAUGAGCAUCUCGCCGAACCUCGGCUACGAUCUCAAGUCCAUCGCCACUGCCCUGGCACCUUCGGGCAGCUACGGACUGCAAGACUACCAGCUCCUCGGCCUCAUGGCCUUCAACGACCACGUCCGCCUCACCAACGAUCUCGACUUCGCCCGGGCGACUUGGCCUCAGUGGCAGAAGGUGAUCGACUGGCUCCUCCCGCAAAUCAACUCGACGACCGGCCUCCUCACCUUUGACGGCGGCUUCGCGUUCACCGGACCCGCGGACGGCGGCUCGGCUAUCUCCUGCGAGGCGGUGCAGAGCUUGAAUGGCGCCGCGGACGUGGCCACCGCGAUCAACGACACGGCCUCGGCCACUAAAUACCGGGAAGCGGCGAGUUCGCUGGCGAAUGCGAUCAAUGAGAAGCUGUGGAAUAACGACAUCGGCGCGUAUGGCUACUCACUGGCCUCGCUCGGAGAUACCUCCGUUACGGGCACCGCGUUCUGCAUCACCUCCGGCGUGGCAGAUGCGAACCGCACGGCGCGAUCAAUCGCGGCUUUGUCGCAGCUGAAGCUGGGUCCCGGAUACAAGGACUCCUCGCAGGUGUCCUCGAACGACAGCAGCAUCAACAUCUCGCCCAACACCAAUGGCUUCCUCCUCUCGGCCCUCUUCAUGGGAAACGCCACCGCCACCGGCAAAGAGCUCAUCGAGAGCCUAUGGGGCGCGAUGCUCCCCGGCACCGAGGCGCAGAACAAGAGCGCGGUCGGCACGAGCUGGGAGUACGUCAACGCCGCGACCGGCCAGCCGGGCCUGGGCCUGUUCACGAGCCUGAGCCAUCCGUGGGGAGGCGCGGCGACGUACGUCUUGACGGAGUGGGCUGCUGGUGUUCAGCCCGCGGCCGGCGUCGAUGGGUUUGGGUACAAGAAUUGGGUCGUCGCGCCGGCUGCUGGUGUCGGGAUGGGGUUGCAGACGGCCAGCGCCAAGGUUGUCACUGCUUUCGACGGCGAGUUGAGCGCGGAGUGGAAGAUUGAGGGGAGCGACUUGUAUGUUACCAUUCGGGCGCCGAUUGGGACCAAGGGCGAGUUCGUCUACGGUCAGAAGAGCAUUGAGUUGCAUGGGCGGUCGGUGUACGAGUUUCAUGUCGAUUCUUCGCUUGAAGCUGGCAUCGUUUAG